CAGAUCUGAGGCGAGGAGAGGAAGAGAGACACGAAGGAGGGAACCACGCGCAGCCAUCGCGCCCUCGCCGCAAAGCCAUCGCUGCCGAAGCUCCACGCCGCCUCUGCCGCCUGAAACCCUAUCGCCAACACUGAUCUGUGCGCCACCGUCGCUGAAACUUGUCGUGGCCACCGAUGGUUCCGUCACUGUUGUGUGUCACCGUCCAGGGAAGGGGGAGGAGACGUGCGACUGAAAGAUGCACCGAGGAAGAAAAGCGCCGCCGUUUGCCACUACCGUUGCUGGAGGCUGCCCCGCCGCGCCUUUGGCUGCCGGGAAACGGUGUUGUUGCUGUAGGAGACUGUUCUCAAAGUUGCUGCUCCACUUCCAUCAUUCUUCCCUUCACAGUCAAUUUUAUGGGGUUGCAUGUCAAAAUUGAGGUUGUUGCUGAACCAUCAGAGUUUUCAGCCGGUAUCGAAGCUGCUGUCCGGUCAAUUUGGAAGCUGUUAUUGUGUCGUUCUAUUUUGUUUACCACGAUAUGUGGUUGUUGCCGUGAUCCCUACGGUUGCUUGAGAAUUUCUAUGGUUGCUGCCAAUUAACGUGAGAAUAAGGAUUUAAUGGGUUUAAGUAGGCAACUUGCGACUAAUCGAGCUUUAUCUUUUCAGGAACCGGAAGAAGCAUUAUGAAGAGUUACACUGCGUUUGGCUUAUAUGUUGUUGUAUUCAUUAGAUUAUUUUCUUCCCUCGUCUUUGUUAUUAUAAGUUUGAAAGAGGGAUAGGAAUUGUAUGUUUUAUAUGUAUAAUAUAUUGAGUUAUUAUGUAAGGAGUCUUGUAUAUAAAUCUAUGCCUGCUUGUAUUUUUCUUAAGAUAAAAUAUUUAUUUCUAGUUUUCUAAGAAAUCAGUGAUACAGUGUCGAGUCACAGGCUCCUAUUUUAUUAUUUAGUAUGUAAAGUAGUCGUAAUACUUC
This is a messenger RNA of Arachis ipaensis, 942 nucleotides long. The record is from RefSeq and is a predicted model, not a curated record. Lineage: Eukaryota; Viridiplantae; Streptophyta; Magnoliopsida; Fabales; Fabaceae.